Molecule: messenger RNA, 3949 nt
Organism: Nelumbo nucifera (sacred lotus)
Lineage: Eukaryota; Viridiplantae; Streptophyta; Magnoliopsida; Proteales; Nelumbonaceae
Source: RefSeq, a predicted model, not a curated record
UCCAGUACGUUUUCGUGUUUCUCUGCUUCUUUUUCCUUACUUUCUCGCUCUUUCUCUUAGUAUAAAGCUGCAAAGGAUUCGAUACAAACAGAGUGCGUAGGAUAAGAGAAUGCGCACAGUUUUUUUUUUGUUCGAAGCGAAAGAACAAACGAACGAACGAACCAGAGAGAGAGAGAGAGAGAGAGAGAGAGAGAGACGAAACAAUGAGUUUAAUACAGAGGCAAAGGUAAAAGAAGGGAAUCGACAAUCAUCACUCUUUCAUCGAAAGGUCGGUUUCCUUUUUCCUGGCGCAAGCUAAAAAGAAAAGAUAAAAAAAAAAAACAAGCACUCGAGAAUCCGACCACUCAUGCUUCGUUCCGCGUGCGUGAUGCAAGCUUGCUUUUCUCUGAUAGGUUGCGGAUGACCCACUUAGAUUUCAGUACUUUUGCAGGUUGUGUUCCUGGCUCCUGGAUAUUGAGCGUGGUGUUUGUCGAUUUGGAUUGGUUUUUGGAAGAAACGUGAGAUUCUGUGAGGCGGGUUAGUAGAUUUUUCAAUUUUCUUCUGGGGAAACAAUAGAUUCUCUGACGUGGGCUAGGGAAAUUCUGGGGUGUUUUGGAAGAAUAAAGACGAGAUUUUGGGACUGGGUUGGUGUCUCUUGAACUCGAACCAAAUGAGGGUGUUCUGCAACUGUCGUUUUGGGCAGUGAUGGUAGGAGAGAAAAUGAGUUACUCUAUUGCGUGUGCUCUGGUUUGGUAGAGAUUACCAUGGCCUCUGUUGAAGAGAAUGUCAAACCAGGAGGUUUGGCAAAUGGGUCAUCAACUCUAAUGGAUGAGAUGAAGAUUUUGAAGGAGUUUCAGGAUCUGUCUGGGGUUAGGAACACUAUACAUUCCGAGCUUUGGCAUGCUUGUGCUGGACCGCUUGUUUCCUUGCCUCAGGUCGGCAGCCUCGUAUAUUACUUCCCCCAAGGACACAGUGAACAGUUAUGGCAACAGGUGGCAGUUUCAACUAAAAGAACAGUUACAUCGCAUAUCCCUAACUACCCAUGUCUCCCAUCCCAGCUGAUGUGCCAGGUUCACAGUGUUACAUUGCAUGCCGACAAAGAAACAGAUGAGAUCUAUGCCCAAAUGAGUCUUCAGCCUGCGAACUCUGAAAAGGAUGUUUUCCCUAUUCCAGAUUUUGGAUUAAAGCUGAGCAAGCAUCCAAGUGAGUUCUUCUGCAAGACUCUGACUGCAAGUGACACAAGCACACAUGGUGGCUUCUCAGUGCCCCGAAGAGCAGCAGAAAAGCUCUUCCCACCCUUGGAUUAUUCAAUGCAGCCUCCAACCCAGGAGCUUGUUGUCCGAGAUUUGCAUGACAAUACAUGGACAUUUCGUCACAUAUACCGUGGGCAGCCGAAGCGACACCUCCUCACAACUGGUUGGAGUUUGUUUGUGGGUGCAAAAAGGCUUAGAGCAGGUGAUGCUGUUCUAUUUAUCAGGGACGAGAAGUCGCAGUUAUUGCUGGGUGUGAGGCGUGCAAAUCGUCAGCAAACAGCAUUGCCAUCUUCAGUUCUCUCAGCUGACAGCAUGCACAUUGGAGUCCUUGCUGCUGCAGCUCAUGCUGCUGCUAAUAGAAGCCCAUUUACCAUUUUUUAUAACCCUAGGGCAUGCCCCUCGGAGUUUGUCAUUCCUUUAGCCAAAUACCAAAAAGCCGUGUAUGGCACCCAGGUUUCAAUUGGGAUGAGAUUUGGAAUGAUGUUUGAAACAGAAGAGUCAGGCAAACGCAGAUAUAUGGGCACAAUAACUGGUAUUAGUGACCUAGAUCCAUUGAGGUGGCCUGGUUCCAAGUGGCGUAACCUUCAGGUUGAAUGGGAUGAACCUGGAUGUGUUGAAAAGCAUAAUAGAGUGAGCUUAUGGGAAAUUGAGACCCCUGAAAGUCUUUUUGUUUUCCCUUCUUUGACGUCUGGUCUUAAACGACCAUUACAUCCUGGAUUUGUAGGAGCAGAGACUGAAUGGGGAAAUAUGAUCAGAAGGCCUUUUAUGCGUGUAGCAGAAGGUGGAAAUGAUCUCCCAUGGCCCCCAAUUCCAAGUGCAGGUUCUGAACCACUGAUCAAGAUGCUACUCAAAUCUCAAAGUGUUAGUCCCACUGGAACAUUUUCUUCUUCCAUACCACCUUGUCUAGUUAAGGCAGCUCCAGUACCAGAAGGAGAAACACUGUAUCAGACAUUAGUCCAACAGAAACCUAAUAUUCUUCCUUCAGAAAAUUCUUCUCUGCAAACUCAGAAUCUUCAUCAGCACAUGGAUCAAACCCAUGCAGCAGAUGGAAAUUUAGCAUCACAAACACAUGUAUCUGAAAAAGAGAAACCUUCAAAUAAACUUGAAGACCAGUUACAACCCAAAACACAACCUGAGGAACUAGAUGUGGCACCUAUCAUUGCACCAGAUCACCUUACCCAGUUGACAGACAAAUUAAUUGGCAGUGCUUUAAGUCCUCAGAACCUUGCAAACCAGCUAUUACUAUUGAAUCAGAGUACAUUGCAGUUGCAGUCAGGUUCACGAGUUGUAAAGCAGCAUUUGGAAGCAAAUACUGCACUUUCACAAGUUAAUACAACACAAUUGGACGCAAACAACCUAAACAGCAUACUUCCACACCCAGGUCUCCUCUCAUCUCAGUACUUGGAUGCUGAUGAUUGGGUGUUACACCCUUUUACUUCUCAAUCUCUUGCCAGUAUUCUUAAAUCGCCAGUACCUCUAUCUGGGUGUGGUAAGAAGGAUACUUCAAUUGUGUUUCCAGAAACAGUUAACCCUAUCCUGACUCCAUUGGGUCAAGAAACAUGGGGCUCACAGCUGAAUUAUCCCAGGUAUCCAUCUCAAGCAGAUCAGUUACCUACGUGCACUGAGCAAGAUUCAACUGCUCUUCAAAGUAUCUCUAAUCCAUGUGGAUUAAGAGGUAUUUCUGAGGACAGUAACAGUCAAAGUGAGAUUUACAAUGGUCUUCAUUUUGAUGCAAGCAACUGUGGAAGUACUGUUAUUGAUCCUUCUGUGUCGAGCACAGUGCAGGAGAAGUUUGGUACAUUAAGGGAUUCUGAUUUCCUGAAUCCUUCUGACUGUUUAUUUAGUAACUUCAGUUCAAGCCAGGACGUUCAGUCUCAGAUAACAUCUGCAAGCCUAGCAGACUCUCAUGGAUAUUCUCUGCAAGAGUUCCCAGACCACUCGGGUGGCACAUCUUCAAGCAAUGUGGAUAUUGAUGAGGGUAGUCUGUUGCAGAAAAGCUCAUGGCAACAAGUAUCUGCACCUUUGCGGACAUAUACAAAGGUCCAAAAGCUAGGAUCAGUUGGGAGGUCAAUUGAUGUUACGAGGUUUAAAAACUAUGAGGAACUACGAUCAGCAAUUGCAUGCAUGUUUGGACUUGAGGGGCUGCUGGAUGAUCCAAAAGGUUCAGGAUGGAAACUUGUUUAUGUGGAUUAUGAGAACGAUGUUCUUCUUGUGGGGGAUGAUCCAUGGGAGGAGUUUGUUAGCUGUGUGCGCUGCAUCAGAAUUCUGUCUCCAUCUGAAGUUCAGCAGAUGAGUAAAGAUGGAAUUCAACUUCUUAAUAGUGCUGCAAUCCAAGGGACCAAGACUUUAUCAGAUGAUGGUUGCAACAUUUGGGAUGGCAUGACCUGAUUUAUAUGCUUCAGGUUGCACACUUUGUGAGUUCAAGCAACUUAAAAAAAGAAAAAGUAUACUUUGAUGGAGAAAAGUGCCCAUAUGAGUUCUUUUUGAUUGGCCAAAUCAAGUGAUUGUUCUUGCCAUGGAUGAAUUACUAUGGAGCUGUCGGAACAGAAAUACAUCUGACAGACCUCAUUCAUUGUUACAGAGUGUGAACAAGCUUAGUAAGUUCUUCAGAUGCUGUAUCUUUAAAUCCACUGUAUUUGGAAUGUAUUUUCUUGUUUGUAUUUGCAGAGAUGGUUUUCAAUGAAUGCAUAUAUAAGCUGCAUAAUCCAUAUUUCAAA